Panicum virgatum (switchgrass) is the source of this 6563-nucleotide messenger RNA. RefSeq lists its product as uncharacterized. The coding region runs from base 189 to 689 and encodes 166 amino acids. The transcript is spliced from 4 exons. The record is from RefSeq and is a predicted model, not a curated record. NCBI's taxonomy places the organism in Eukaryota, Viridiplantae, Streptophyta, Magnoliopsida, Poales, Poaceae.
UCCCCCCUUUGCCUUCUUCCCCUUUCUUUCCCCUGCUACCUCAGCUCUCAGCUGUGAGCUGAGUUCCCCAGCCAAGCAAAGCGAAAUAGCAAGCGCCACUCAGGAAUCGCCACCGCCGGAAGCCAAGCAUCACCCACCCCCAUCCCCAGAUCGCUCCGCCGCCCGCCCGUCCACCGUCCCGCCCAUCCAUGGAUCCGACAACCGACCCAGCGGCAUGGCCACCAUGGACCUCCCUCCUCCUCCGUGCGCUAAGCCGUCGCCGGACGUGGGUCGCGCUCUUCCUCGCCGUCUACGCAGCCCUCCUCUCCUCCUCCUGGUCGCUCCUCGCCUCCGUCCGCGCCUGGUACUACACCGCCACCACCUCCCCAACCUCCGCCGCCGCGUGGCCCGCGGCGCUGUACGCCCCGGUCAUGUACGGCGCGGUGUUCGGGCUGCUCUCCAUGGGCGCCGCCCUGGCCGUAGCCGCGCCCGCCAUGCUCGUCACCUGGACCACCGUCCUCGUGCUGUUGGCUUUCGCGGGGCGGCCCUACCGGUCCCUCGUCGCCGAGGGGCGCCGCGCCACCAGGGACAUCGCUGGGCUCGCGUUACGGGUGCUGCUGAGGGAGGGGAACGCCAUCGCCGCGCUCUGCGCCGCCGCCAGCUUCGCCGCGCUCCUACUCGGCCGCCGAGAUGAUGGCGACGCUUCCUAGUAAUCAGUAGCAGCUGUAGCCUGUAGGAGAGCCGCCGUCCCCUUUCUUCUUCGUCUUCUUCUCAGGCUAGAUUUGAGAUUUUCCCCACCUCCUCCAGUCGACAGUGCUGUCCUGUCCUUCUCCGGUCCGGACGCAGCAGCCUGCGCAACCCAAGAUUGUGAUAUGGUUUGGGGGCGGGCGGGCGUCUCGGUGUGGUGUUUUCCUUCCGGCCUCUCUCUCUACUUGGCCUGCUCUGCGCUGAUUUGUUUACUGCUUGCUGCUGGAGUAGUAGGUGUAAUCUAGGAUCACACCAAUUUGUUUCAGUUAUUACUCCACAAAUUGGACACUGAUGCCAUCUGUAACUGUAAUGAAUUUAGCUUGUCUUUACCUCUUGGCCAUGGAAUUGAAUUGAGGGGCGAUGGAUAUAUACAGUACAUGAUACCGAAAUUGGUUUCUUCUACUUGUGUGCUCAAGUUCAGAAGAUUAUUUGGAUGACAAAUUUCAGGACUAACUAACCUUGCAGAAACCAUACCACAUCUGUUAGCGCAACAAAUAUUUGAGUAGCCCUUUCUUUCAGAUGAUGUGAUCUUCUGUUAGGGAGAGUAUUGGCAUCUCUGGUAGAAACUAUCGCUACAAAAUGGGCAUGCAUCCGUGAAGGUCCAGUUGGACCCAGCUAUUACAGAUGAGAUUGUAAGUGUUCUUUUCUUCUUUCUUGCCCAGAUGGCCAGACUUCAUGCUUUUAAUUAGUACAACAAAUAUUCGACUCGACUAGCACUUUCUUUCAAAUGAUGAGUUGUAUCUUCAUCAAAUCUCUUUGUAGUUCUUAGCUAAAUGUGUAUCUUACUAUCUACCAAGCACAGUAUUCAUCCUCAAAAUAUGUUAUUUAACUUGUAUUGUUGUAUCCUUGUAUCAAUUAUCUGAGUUGUGCCUCGAAAUUGUGAACUGUCAGUUCCCUUAGAGUUUUCAGUCACUGUACCAGUUAUGAUGCAUGCCCAUUAUUACUUUAUUUAUCUUGGAGACAAAAUUAGGAGGGGCCAACACAAUGAUAAUGGUGACCAGUUUGAGGAUUAAUCAAUACAAUGACAUAGACAUUACUACUUUACUAUGAAGUUGCACAAAUACAGGGUUAUUCUCAAUCUUUUUAUGGGCUCAGAUAUAGUGUUAUUCUCAAUCUGCGUUGAACCAUUUUUUUAUAGAGUUGUCUGCACUGGAGUCCAUGGAACUGUGGGGACUGACCAAGUGUUCAGUCAGUGGACUGUAUUUGAUUUUAUCUCCUCACAAGUCACAGCCAAUACACUUUAGCCUUCUCAUUAUGAAGGAAACUUGCGUGUUAUAAUAAUUUAUUUACCAGCUCUUGUUUUUCUAGGGUUUUAUUGACCAGCUUUUGGCCUCCUAUAAACAAAUACUGUCUCCGGUCACAAAUAAGUGACAGGGUCCCUAAAACAUGAGCACAUGACUGAUUAGAACUGUCAUUGUAAUGUGUUCGUAGAACAUAUCAAGAUUAUAACUUUGUGCAUCUGCUUUUCAAGAUAAAUCUAAUCUUAUCAUUUUUUAAUAUCAAAAGCCAACACACACACACACACACACAACUGGAGUAACCUAUAUAAGCUAGCUAGACAUGUCAUUUUCUGAGAACUGUUAGUUCUGUUUUUUUAGAUAAUGAUAACUGUUAGUUCUGUUGAAGUCAUGUAGCAGUGGUUGGUUGAGUGUGUACACUCAUACAUGUAAAUCGGAUUAUUCCAAUUGAAAAUAACUUAAUACUUGGAGCUAUAAUUAUUACUUGCAACUAAUUCUCUCUUUCUUAACUGGUUAAGGAUAUAUGCUAAAGAGAAUUUCACAGUUAGCAUCAAUCAAUCGGCUACAAAAUUGGUGCUACAUACAAGGGGAUGGGAAUAAAUCGUGAUGGGCCUCCCAACUGUCACCUGGACCACCGUCGUUGUGCUCCUCGCCUUCGCGGGGCACCCGCCCCAAUCGCUCGUUGCGGAGGGCUGACGCGCCACCAGGGACAUCGUGGGGCUUGCGCUCAGCGUUUUGCUCCGCGAGGGCAACGCCGUUGCCACGCUCUGCGCCGCCGCCAGCUUUGCCGCACUCCUACUUGGCUGCUGCGACGAUGACGAUGACGCUUCCUCAUCAAUCAGUAGCAGUUGUAGUCUGUAGCAAGCCGUCCUCUUCUUCUCAAGCUAGAUUUGAGAUUUCCUCACCUCCAGUCUCCAGUCCUGUCCUGUCCUGUCCUUCUCCGGAAGACGCAGCCGCCUGCACAAGCCAAAAUUGUGACAUGAUUUUGGGGGCGGGCAUCUCAGUUUGGUGUUUUCCGGCCUCUCUCCUUGGCCUGCGCUGAUUUGUUUACUACUUUGCUGGAGUAGGUGUAAAUUAGUAUCACACCAAGUUGUUUCAGUUACUCCACAAAUUUGACUGUGAUGGCAUCUGUAAUGAAUGUAGCUUGUCUUUAGCUCUUUGGACAUGAAAUUGAAUCGGAGGGUCAUAUAUAUAUACAGUUCAAGAUAUGUUAUUGAUUUGAAUGCUAACUAACCUUGCAGAAAGGAUACAUCUGUUACUGCUACCACAAUUCGAGUAGCGCUUUCUUUCAGAUGAGGUGAUCUUUUCUUAGGGAGAGUAUUGGCAGCUCUGGUGGAAGCCAUCUCACAAAAUGGGCAUGCAUCUGUGAAGGUCCAGAUGGAGCCAGCUAUUACUGAUGAAAUUGUGAGUGUUCUUUUCUUUCUUUCUUUCUUUCUUUCUUUCUUUCUUUCUUUCUUUCUUUCUUUCCUGCACUCCAUGCUUUUAAUUAGCACAACAAAGAUUCGACUCGACUAGCACUUUAUUUCAAAUGAUGAGUUGUCUCUUUAUCAAAUCUCUAAACUUGUGGGCUUGUGUCUUAGUCUGCCACAACAAAUAGCAUAUUUUGAGUAUUCAUCCUCAAAAUAUGUUAUUUAACUUGUAUUGUUGUAUCAGCUAUUCAGCUAUCUGAGUUGGUGUCUUCAAAUUGUGAAAUUGCAGUUUGCUUAGAGUUUUCAGCCACUGUACCUGUUAUGAUACAUGCACAUUACUACUUUAUUUAGCUUGGAUACAACAACAUUUGGAGGGGCCAACACAAUAAUAAUGGUGACCAUUGAAGACUGAUCAAUACAAUGACAUAAACAUUACUACUUCACUAUGAAGUUGCACAAAUAUAGGGUUAAUUCUCAUUCUUUUAUGGGCUCAACAGUAGAUUGAAAAUGAGUGAGCUACCAUUUAUCAUGGGUGCCAUCAUAAAACCCCUGACAGAGAAAUUGAAUGAAGAUUCUUUAUAUGCUGAUUUGGUGGGGAAAAUCAUUUUAAGUUGGCUUGAUGCAACCAUCUCUUGUCCAUCAUCCACCAGCCUGAGGAAAGUGCCAGUGCAAGGCAGGCUUCAUUGUAGUUCUAGGUAAUGAGGACUUGCUGCAAGUGGCACUGGUUUGUUUACAUGAAAGGUCAGUGAUGCAGAAAGAUCAUUAAUGUUGGGUCUCUCCAGAAAUGCCAGUGUCUAAUGGUGCAGCUUGUCAUUGUCCAGUACUGAAACUUUGAUAUAAGUAUUUUUUAUUCACCUGUUUUACUAGUGGAAGAAAUGACAGAUGGCAUAAAUGAUUCAGUAAAGAUGCCUUGGAGAAGCUUAAGCUAGUGGUUAGUACUCAGACAAGUUAACAUUAAGCCUUGUGGAAUCUGCUUUGGUUAUAUUGUGUCACUUCAACCUUCUUGAUAAUCCCCAAGGAGCAGAAAACUCCUGGAAUUUACAGCUUAUUAGUUCAGGGGUCUAUGUUGAGAGAACUGGCAAGAUGGUAGAGAGUAUCCUCCGUCUGUCCUUGUGUUUUAGUAAAGAGAUUAGAAGGUCUGCACUGGAGUCCAUGGAACUGUGGGGACUGACCAAGGAGGGUUCAGUCAGUGGACUGUACUUUAUUCUUGUCUUCUCACAAUUCACAGACAAUAUUUCAUGUACAGUUUACUGCUCUCUCUGAGUCCUGUCACUUUUCAGUGGUCAGAGAUUCUUCUUUGGGAGAGAAUUGCUCUGCUCAACAAUAUGUUUCAGAGAUGAUGCCAGAUUCAAAGCAGACCCAACUGAGUCUCCAUAUUUCAACUCCUGAAAACAGAGGUGACAGCGCGAGAUAAGGUUAAGGAUUCUGUGUAUGCUAAAGAGAAUUUCACAGUUAGCAUCAAUCAAUUGGCUACAAAAUUGUUGCUACAUACAAGGGGAUAGGAAUAAAUCGUGAUGGGCCUCCUAUAGAAAAAUACUGUCACCGGUCACAAAGUGACAGGGUCCCUGAAACAUGAGCACAUGACUGAUUAGAACUGUCACUAUAAUGUGUUUGUAGAACAUAUCAAGAUUAUACUUUUAUGCAUCUGCUUUUAAAGAUAAAUCUAAUCUUAUCAUUUUUAUAGGAGGCACACUGACGCUUCCUCAUCAAUCAGUAGCAGUUGUAGCCUGUAGCAAGCCGUCCUCUUCUUCUCAAGCUAGAUUUGAAAAUAACUUAAUACUUGGAGCUAUAAUUAUUACUUGCAACUACCUCUUUCUUAACAGGUUAAGGAUUCUGUGUAUGCUAAAGAGAGUUUCACAGUUAGCAUCAAUCAAUUGACUAUAAAAUUGUUGCUACAUACAUAAGGAGGUAGGAAUAAAUUGUGAUGCGCCUUCCAGCUGUUGCCCCCUUCCCCCCUACGCCAUCUCAAUGUUGAAUGUAGAAGUUUGGGUAUGAGUGAAGUCAAGGGCAGAAAAUGGCAGGUGGUUUCUGUCCAUCCACAUCAUUUAUCUGUGACCAGGUAAGUUCUUGCUCUUGAAAUACAGAAAAAUGGAUAUAAUCAUGGGAGACUCUUAGUUUCGCUCAUGAGAACUUGCAUACCAAACUCUGUUUCUGCUUAAAGGAUCCAGAAUCCUGCUUUCUAUGUCUGAUGCUUUCUAUGUCUGAUGCUCAUAAUCCAUAUGUACAGAUAAGUGCUUGUUGCUUGCAUUUUGACAGUUACAUAUUUUUUUUCAUGGUUAUAUUGCUGGAAGAUGACGCUCAUUUGGUAGCCAUAGACAUCUUAAACUGAUCCAGUUGUUUCUUGCAACACAUUUUGUUUACUUGAUCACUCUGUUUGGUUAGCACUUCUGAAAUCUAUUCAGUACUUGUUUUACCAUAGUAAGUAUUCAGUCAUGUGUUGCGAAAUAAGAUGAGAAAGAGAGAGGAGUAAUGGGUGGAUUAGCCAAUGUAUGACGUUCGAUGUUCUCCUGUAAACAUUUUUAAUCAAUUAAUUUUAGCAAACAAGUGAUUACACUGGUUAUAGCCAUACUAUGUAACCUCUGAAAUACACUGUGAAAGCAAUCUGAUCAAGCCUGUCGAUAUGCCCUUUAAAUUGCAACAUGUAAGUUUAUUUAGUUGGUUUAAAUGUCAAUACUUUUCUCAUGCUAUUAUUGCUUCCAUUUUAACUACAACUAGCUCCUGAACUGAAAUGCAAUUCGUCCGAAAUGCAUGGAUUGCUAUAUGUUAUAAGAUGCACACUGAACCACUAUAAUAAUGUACUGUUUUCAAAAACCACAUGUGGUCAUCUCUCUAUGUUUUGAUAACUUGUUUUUGUAUUUCAGCCAUUGAACAAGUUGGAUGCAAAGGCACUGGUGAUACAAGCAUGCCUAUGAAGAAGAGCAAGUUGAAUACUAGAAUAGAUUGGCUAUAUUCAAGCAAAUACGCGGUUGUAAAAGUCAAUCUGUUUACUUAUCUAUUAUAUGAAAUGAAGUAUCUAUUAUAUGAAAUGAAGCUAGUAGCUGAUGCUUUAGUAAUAGCUAUAUCUCUGAGGCACACCACUGAUCUGGGAAUAUAGUUUCAGAGAACAUAACAAAUCUUCUGGUUUCAGCUGGUAGCUUUGUUGUUGUUUUGGCCAUUCAACACUCAAUACUUAUCUAGCUAUCAUCUUCAA